AUGCCGUUCUCGAUCAAGUUCAGAGAUAGUUCGAUGCCCUCCAAGUUUGGAUCGCGAAAGAAGACGGCUCGUGUUGGUCAGGAUGUCCAUCCAGUCGACAUGGCCUACAACACUGCGCAGAAGAAGACACCUUUCGUGAUGAGGGCUCUUCAACCAUUCAAGAAUCUUGGCUCCAAGUGUCGUGGCAAGCAACUCGUCCAGCAAUCGGCGUCAACCGUCAAUCGCAACGCGACUGUUGAAGACAGCGAAGACGAGGAAGAGUGCAACGCAUUUGCAGACUCGUCAUUCGACAACGUCACCGCCAUUGCCCCUAUUCAUUUCGAGAACAUCACAAUCAUCGACAACAUCGAUACAGACACCCACAUCAAGCCAUGCACAGCCCUCAUCAUCGCUCCGCGAAGUGAGAUGAAACUGGUCACGGCCCUCCUGGGCAAGAUUCUUCUCGUCAACCACAGUCUCGCGACCGAGCAAGACUCAAUCGGCUUGAAGUAUAUGCUGCUCAAAGAAGAGUACAAGGUGCAGCAAAAGUUCACAGAGUCCCUUGAACGCGAGCUACUCAAGUUGCAGUCUCAGCAACAGUACACUCCGAAGCAGAUCAACUUCGUCAAGAAUAAGCUGCACACCCUCCAACAAGCCCUGGCUGACGAAAAGCGUAAGCACAAGGCUACAUCGUCCAAGCUUGCCAAAUGGCAGGCUAGCCACGCUAUCAUCGAUAACCUCUUCGAGGAGGAGAAGAGAUCCAACCUCGGUGUCUACGAAUCAAUGUCAAAUGCACUGAACACUGUCCACAACAACCUCGAAAAGACAGUCGGGGAGAAGGACAAGUUAGCUGACUCACUCGCGUUCCUAUGGAACAAGUUCAACGCCGAACAGCAUGAUUGUGCGCAGUGGAAGCAUGCGGCCGAACUAGAAGCGGAGCAGAAUGAGCAGAAAGAUGCUCUCAUCCACUCUCUACGCCUCACCACCAACGACCUACGUAACGAGCGCGACGAGGCGAAGACUGAGGUGAAGUACGCUCUCCAGUAUGCUCAGUACUGGCGGGAGAAGUACGAGGCUGAGAUCGGAAAGGAGGCGAUCGCUGAGGAUUCUCCAUCACCCGAUACUGAGACUAAUGAUGUCUCCACUCGGCUAUCCGAAGUCGCUCUUGAUGAGGAGGGCGCUGAGUAUGAUGAUAGCGACGCUAUUGACGACAACGCUUCCGAUGAAGACAACGUCGGUUCUGGCGAACUUGCUGUCGUACCUGUGGGAGGACAGACUCUCGAAGAAUGGAGAGCCGCCUUCCACAUGCUUACCACUCCUGGUUCCCCUAGACUCAAGCGAGAUGAUGAUGAGUCUAGCGAUAUGUACGGUGACUGGCCGCCUACUGAGACCAACGAAGUGCUUGAUGAGGAAGCCUCUCAAGUGUCAUUGCCUGCAACUCCCAUCCUUGGUCCGAUUGGUGCGUCUGCUAGCGUCGAUGAGGACCUGUCACCACUCGAAGACGAGGUCGAAGACGUCACUGCCACACAUGUGCUCUCUGAUGUCGGUCCAGAGAGUUCCGACGAUGACUUCGCUCCCCCGGGAAUCGACGAUGUCACCAUCGCCAUCGAUGCUGCUACCACAACAGAUAUUGUGUCCUCACAAGCCAGCACUUCUCGCAAGAAGAGAAAGGCUGAUGAGACCGAAGAAGAGCUCAUCGACCUCGAAACCACUGGGGAGUCAGAUGGUAAUGAUGGCGACGAGGUCGAGACCAUCAUCAUCAACACCGAGGCCGAAGUCGAUGAGAUUGAGCUCCCGCCAAGUGCUGGGCUUGAGGAUGUCUGUGAUACGACUGAGCCAGCUCUGAGUACUGACAGCGAAGGCUAUGCUGCAACUCUGAGCGCCCCGCUAGCUUCGGCUGAUGCCCUUGAAGAGGUACAAGAUGGCAAUGCCACACCUCUCUUCGGCACAUCGGACUUCAACUUUUUAUUCGACAGCGGUGACAAUAACCCGUUCGUUCCAUUUGCCACGAAGGAGCGAGCCUCUACGAAUGCAUCCGCCCACGAAGCUUCGAAUACGUUCUCUUUCAGCCAGCAGGGCACCCGCGCGUUCUCCUUCGGUGACAUGGCGCUAGCUGACGCGUCAUUCACCUUCACCGCACCCUCCACCGUCGGCACAACUGGCUUCAGCAUGCUCCCAGAGAGUGAGACUGAGGAAGAAAUUGAGAUGGCAGGCUCUCCAGACACACCUGAAGAGGUCAAGGGGCAGAUUAUGACUGCUACUGGCGACGUAGCCGAGGCAAAUUCCAGCGAUGGAAGCACAGAAGACUCAAAGCUCACUGAGAGCACAGAGAACCAGUCCGAAAAUGGAGAUGAGCCUGAGCCCGAGCCUGAGCCAAAGGCCAAGGUUGUCAAGCGCGUCGCCGUGAUUUGCAUGAAGGCUGGCGGCAUGCGUAUCAAGAAGGGUCGGAAGCCGAAGAACUAG
Cyphellophora attinorum is the source of this 2442-nucleotide messenger RNA. RefSeq lists its product as uncharacterized. The coding region runs from base 1 to 2442 and encodes 813 amino acids. NCBI's taxonomy places the organism in Eukaryota, Fungi, Ascomycota, Eurotiomycetes, Chaetothyriales, Cyphellophoraceae. The transcript has 3 exons. The record is from RefSeq and is a predicted model, not a curated record.